This is a messenger RNA of Nicrophorus vespilloides, 494 nucleotides long. RefSeq names its product odorant receptor 4-like. The coding region runs from base 1 to 414 and encodes 137 amino acids. Gene Ontology annotation, biological process: sensory perception of smell; detection of chemical stimulus involved in sensory perception of smell. The record is from RefSeq and is a predicted model, not a curated record. NCBI's taxonomy places the organism in Eukaryota, Metazoa, Arthropoda, Insecta, Coleoptera, Silphidae. Gene Ontology annotation, cellular component: plasma membrane. The transcript has 4 exons. Gene Ontology annotation, molecular function: odorant binding; olfactory receptor activity.
AUGGAGCAGAUCUUCUCACCAUCCAUCUUCAUCCAAUUGGCCACAAGCGUUGUUGCUAUUUGCGUCUCAACAUUCUUGAUCACCGUCGUAAAAAUUGACAAAGGUCAAUUAUAUCAGUUGACUUCUUACUGCCUCGGACACGUUCUGCAACUGUUCAUGAUUUGCGCUGCAGGAAAUGAACUUACCUAUCAGAGCAAAUCUAUGGCCACCAACGUUUACAACAAUGAUUGGUAUUUGAAGACGGAAACGGAUAUUAGGAAAUCGCUAAUAAUGAUGUUGCGUAGGUGCCAAAGGGGCAGCAAAAUGACAGCCUUAGGUAUAUUCGAUCUAAGCUACGAAACGUUCGGCAAGGUAAUGCAGUUAUCCUUUUCAAUGUACACUCUGCUAUCAAAUAUCGAGGAGAGGAAGAUGUAGUUUACCCAAACGUCACAUAUUGAUUAUAUAAUUCGGCUACCACUCCAUAGACUGCGAACGCUUUCACUUCUUCGGCACUU